Mytilus trossulus (common blue mussel) is the source of this 1446-nucleotide messenger RNA. Its product is annotated as death-associated protein kinase dapk-1-like. The coding region runs from base 1 to 1446 and encodes 481 amino acids. Lineage: Eukaryota; Metazoa; Mollusca; Bivalvia; Mytilida; Mytilidae. Gene Ontology annotation, molecular function: protein binding. The record is from RefSeq and is a predicted model, not a curated record. The transcript is spliced from 11 exons.
AUGUCGGAUGGUUUCACUGCACUACACAGUGCUGCAAGUACAGGAAAUACAGAAAUUGUGCAAUUGCUGAUUGAUAAUGGAAUCGAGAUCAAUUUUCAGAACAAGGAUGGUUCCACUGCACUACACAGUGCUGCAUGUACAGGAAAUACAGAGAGUGUGCAAUUGCUUAUUGCUAAUGGAAUCGAGAUCAAUGUUCAGAACAAGGAUGGUUCCACUGCACUACACAAGGCUGCAUGUACAGGAAAUACAGAGAGUGUGCAAUUGCUUAUUGCUAAUGGAAUCGAGAUCAAUGUUCAGAACAAGGAUGGUUCCACUGCACUACACAGUGCUGCAAGUACAGGAAAUACAGAAAGUGUUCAAUUGCUUAUUGAUAAUGGAAUCGAGAUCAAUUUUCAGAACAAGGCUGGAAACACCGUUCUUCAUGUAGCUGCUGAACAAGAUCCGGAGAUGGUCAAAUCUUUGAUAAACAAUAAUAGUGAUCCAAAUAUACCAAAUGAUCAUGGGAAAAGGCCAAUAGAAGUAGCCAACAGCAACGUCAUAGUGAGGUUGAUAAAGGAUUAUGAAAAGACACUUGUACCUGGACUUCCAGCUGAAGUUAAGAAAUUCGAUAAAAAAUCAGCGAGGGUGUUCUCUAGUCUUUUAGAAGAAGAAAGCUAUCGCCAUUUUGAGUCGAGAGUUAUGUUGGCUGGCGAGCAGGGCACUGGAAAAACUACUAUUGCCAGACAUCUUGUCGGUAAACAACCAACAAAAUUCAGAAUGUCAACUGAUGGAAUAGAGUUAUACAAUGGUCUGUCAUUCAUGGACAUAGAAACAAACUGCUGGCUUGGUGGACAACAAGACUUUACAAUGGAAGAAUUAACCAUUACCAGAUCUCUUAUACAAGACGAAACACUGAAGAAAGGAAAAUGUAAUGUACGCAAUAAAAAGGGGAUCAGUCAAAAUACGUUAGAUAAAGAAGACACGCCCUUGUCUGCAUCUAAAACACCAGAAAAAACACAUGAAAGGCAUGCUUCACAUUCGUUUGAUUUAACAGCUAAAUGGUCGGAUUUUGAAGGUAAAUUGUCAAAUACGACUUCCAGAACAGAAAGUCUAAAUAAUACAUUCCGGUCAAAUCAUCAUAAGCAUGUCAAUCCUGACGAUGAACCCAAACAACUAUCGGAUGACCAGUCUGAACACAAAGAGAUAAAAGAAAACAGAGAUAGCAGUUUUGGAGCAGGUUUGCAUGAUAGUAGCCAUGGCCGUCCUGUAAGCCCGUCAAAUAGAUCAGUCGAAGACAGUAAUUUAUCAGAUUACCUUAUCAGUGUGGAUGAACCAAACAAAUAUGAUCUACCUGCCACACAGGAACCCAUUGACACUUUUGAUGACACAUACACCAAUGAAGUUCUAUAUGAUGAAGAGACCUCGACGAGCGUCCCGGAUUAUCUUCAUUCGGAGUCGGAAAGUUAA